This is a messenger RNA of Phyllostomus discolor (pale spear-nosed bat), 3672 nucleotides long. Its product is annotated as zinc finger protein 227-like. Gene Ontology annotation, biological process: regulation of transcription by RNA polymerase II. Gene Ontology annotation, molecular function: RNA polymerase II cis-regulatory region sequence-specific DNA binding; DNA-binding transcription activator activity, RNA polymerase II-specific. Gene Ontology annotation, cellular component: nucleus. The record is from RefSeq and is a predicted model, not a curated record. NCBI's taxonomy places the organism in Eukaryota, Metazoa, Chordata, Mammalia, Chiroptera, Phyllostomidae.
UUGAGGAAGAGAGAAACAUCUAUCUGUUGUUCCACUUAUUAAUGCACUCAUUGCUUGAUUUUUGCAUAUGCCCUGAGCAGGAAUGAUACCCACAACUUUGGCGUAUUAGGACAAAGGUCUAAUCAACUAAACAUACAAGCCAGGGCUGCUAUCACUUUUUGUCAGUGAGAAAAAACUAAGGUCUCCUGGCAUCAGAGAACUGCUUGAGGCCAGCAAAAUGGUGGGUAACCAUUAAAGGGAUUUCUGGAAGUUGUACGCUUAUAGUCUGGGAACUCCGAGAGUCUGGUGAUUUAUUUUUUAUUUUUUAUUUUUAAUAGUUCUAACAGCUUGAACUUGGGUUUUCCUCUUCUUGGGGUUCUGGGAAAUGUAUUCCCCAACUCCGUCUGGAGACGAAGGACUUCUGGGAAGUGUAGUUCCGCAGCGCUGUGUAAGUUGAGGCAUUCCGCCCUGCCAAGAGGGGGUCACCACCAUGCUUUCCGUCCAGGAGGUGAGUCAGCCCUGCACCCCAAAGACCCCUCUAAGCCUUGUCGGCCUGAGCGUGGGGACUAGUUGCUGCCUAGUUCGCUGUCUUGUGAUGGAGGAGUCGCGGCAGUCGGCAGAGGCUGCGAGGAGGAGGGCGAAAGCCCUGCUUCCCCGCUUACCAAGCGUGUUGCUCCUUCUUCCGUCGGUAAAAUGAAGCUCUGAGUCACCCCGCGCUAGUGCCUAGGGGUGUCCUCUGCAGUUUGCUCGGGAGACGGAUGUAAUCACACUGUCCCACCGCAUCCUUUUCCUUAUCAUCCUGAAUUCUGCAAGGGAAGGAAGGAGUGACAUCGAAGACCCUCACAACAUAGCUCCAAUUAUGCCUUCUCAGGACUCUGACCUUCCCCAGAAGGAGCAGCAGGAGAAAAUGACCAAGUUUCAGGCAGCGGUGACAUUCAUGGACGUGGCUGUGGUCUUCACCGAGGAGGAGCUGGGGCUGCUGGACCUGUCCCAGAGGAAGCUGUACCGAGACGUGAUGCUGGAGAACUUCCGGAACCUGGUCUCACUGAGUAUGGCAACCCAGUUGGAGGCAGAAGAAAAACUCUGGAUGAUGGAAAGGGAAACCCAAAGAAAUGGGGCUUCUGGCAGCAAGAAUCAAAAUGAGGUGGAGCCUCUUCGAAAAGUUGCAUUAAAGUACCUUUCACAUGAAGAGCUAUCCUGCUGGCAAAUCUGGAAACAGGUCACAAGUGAUUUGACCAGGUGUCUUCACAGGGGGAGUUCCUGGUUGCUACAAGGUGAUUCUGAUUGGGUUCCUGGAAGUGAGAAUGAUAUAGUGAAGUGUAAAGGAGAUAGCUCCUGUUACAUUGAAAAUCAAGAGUUUUUCGAUUUCAAGCAUUCUUGUGGGAAUAUAUACCUGAGUGAGUCACAGAGUCAGAGCAGAGAUAAGCAAAUUCAUGGGGAAAAUAACCUGCAUGUCUGUGAAGCCUCCAUGAAGAAAUCACCACUUAGUGAUCAUAUUAAAAUUGACACAGAACAGAAACCCCACAAACCUAAUGACUGUGGGAAAAGUGCGAGUGACAAUUUCACUCAGCAUUUACCCUGCAGAGAGGAACUCCGUCCGUGUAGUGAGUGCAGAAAGGGCUUCCGUUACAGCUCAGUGCUUUCAAGUCACCAGAAUGUCCGCCCAGGAGGGAAGUGUUCCCGUCAGAACUCCUCUCUGCAGACUCAUCAGAGGAAUCACCCAGGAGAGGAAACUGCUAAAUGUCAUGACUCCCGACAUUGCUUCCAUGAGGGCUCUUUCCAUUCUCAUCCCAAUCAUGCAGGAGAGAAGGCCCACCGGUGCGACAGCUGUGGCAAGGGAUUCAGUAGCAGCACAGGUCUCGCCAUUCAUUACAGAACUCAUACUGGAGAGAAACCUUAUAAAUGUGAGGAGUGUGGUAAAUGCUUUAGUCAGAGUUCAAACUUUCAAUGCCAUCAGAGAGUGCACAGUGAAGAAAAGCCGUACAAAUGUGAAGAGUGUGGUAAGGGCUUCGGUUGGAGUGUUAAUCUUCGUGUUCAUCAGAGGGUCCACAGGGGUGAGAAACCCUAUACAUGUGAGGAGUGUGGGAAGGGCUUUACUCAGGCUGCCCAUUAUCACAUCCAUCAGAGGGUCCACACUGGGGAGAAACCUUACAAAUGUGAUGUCUGUGGUAAGGGCUUUAGUCACAACUCACCACUGAUAUGCCAUCGGAGGGUCCACACUGGAGAGAAACCGUACAAAUGUGAGACGUGUGGAAAAGGCUUCACUCGUAAUACAGAUCUUCAUAUACAUUUCCGAGUUCACACGGGAGAGAAACCCUACAAAUGUAAGGAGUGUGGGAAGGGCUUCAGUCAGGCUUCGAACCUUCAAGUUCAUCAGAAUGUCCACACUGGGGAGAAACGAUUCACAUGUGAAAUAUGUGGGAAGGGCUUCAGUCAGUCUUCAAAGCUUCAGACCCACCAGAGAGUCCACACUGGAGAGAAACCCUACAAAUGUGAUGUGUGUGGUAAGGACUUCAGUUACAGUUCCAAUCUUAAACUGCACCAAGUUAUUCACACUGGAGAAAAACCAUACAAAUGUGAGGAGUGUGGAAAGGGCUUCAGUUGGAGAUCAAAUCUUCACGCUCAUCAGAGAGUCCACUCAGGAGAGAAGCCCUAUAAAUGUGAGGAGUGUGAUAAGAGCUUCAGUCAGGCCAUAGACUUCCGGGUUCAUCAGAGAGUCCACACUGGAGAGAAACCGUACAGAUGUGGUGUGUGUGGUAAGGGCUUUAGUCAGUCCUCUGGUCUUCAGUCCCAUCAGAGAGUCCACACUGGGGAGAAGCCAUACAAAUGUGAUGUCUGUGGAAAGGGCUUUAGGUACAGUUCACAGUUUAUAUACCAUCAGAGAGGCCACACUGGAGAAAAACCUUACAAGUGUGAGGAAUGUGGGAAAGGCUUUGGUAGGAGCUUGAAUCUUCGCCAUCAUCAGAGGGUUCAUACAGGAGAGAAACCCCAUAAGUGUGAGGAGUGUGGUAAGGCCUUUAGUCUCCCCUCAAAUCUUAGAGUCCAUCUGAGUAUUCACAUUAGAGAGAAACUGUUUAAAUGUGAGGAGUGUGGGAAGGGCUUCAGUCAGAGCUCAGGUCUUCAGGCCCAUCAAAGAGUUCACACUGGGGAAAAACCGUACAACUGUAAUGAAUGUGGUAAGGACUUCAGUCACCGUUCUCGCCUUACAUGUCAUCAGAAAGUCCACACUGGUAAGAACUUUAAGAAUGAGAAAUGCAUUAAUGGCUUCAGCGAAGUCAUACAGCUUCUAGUUCUUGGAGUCCAUGCUGGUGAUAAAUACUGAAGUAUUGAGAGUGGAAAGGAGUUUCUUCAGAUAGAAUCUAACAUCCAUGAAAAUGAUGACCAGAACCAGAGUAACAGGAAUAGGAUUCAUGUUCAAGGGAGAAACAUGAUGUAACACUCUUGGUAAGAUCCAAUUGAUAUAAAUGACCUUUUAUAGUGAAAACAUCCAAAAAAAAGAAUGUGUAAAAAGGAUAUCUACCAUAUAAUACCUGGUUUGGGGGCAGUGGUGUUAGGGAAGGUUUUAGAUUAUUUUCCCAUUAACUUCUAUUUUAUAUGUAUUUACAGUGACCAUUAUUUUUACUAAAGCUGAAAAGCUAUGAAAAAUGAAUGAAAUAAAGUAACUAAAAAUUUCCUGUACCCAAGAACUCAUAA